Molecule: messenger RNA, 1414 nt
Organism: Daucus carota subsp. sativus
Lineage: Eukaryota; Viridiplantae; Streptophyta; Magnoliopsida; Apiales; Apiaceae
Product: MYB-like transcription factor EOBI
Exons: 3
Coding region: 159-1199 (346 amino acids)
Biological process (GO): regulation of DNA-templated transcription
Cellular component (GO): nucleus
Molecular function (GO): sequence-specific DNA binding; DNA-binding transcription factor activity
Source: RefSeq, a predicted model, not a curated record
UCCAUCUAUUUAUACCCCACUCUUUCCCUGUCCUUUUGUACAAAUCCAUUUUCUCUGCCUAUACACAUUUUUUCUUCCUCUUUAUUUUCUCUCUGCAACUUUUCAUCGAUCCAGAACUUUUUCUAUCCGUUUAUCAGAAAGGAAAAGAAGUGUCAUAUAUGGAUUCUAAAAGUGGGAUAUAUUCGGAGGAAGUAGCUGAGAUGAUAAUGAAUAAUUGUGAUGAUCAAGAAGAAGAAACAAGGAUCGAAGAUCUUAGAAGAGGCCCGUGGACUGCUGAAGAAGAUUUCGCUCUCAUGAAUUACAUCUCUCACCAUGGUGAAGGCCGUUGGAAUUCUCUGGCUCGUUCUGCAGGAUUGAAGAGAACUGGAAAGAGCUGCAGAUUAAGGUGGCUUAAUUAUUUACGUCCAGAUGUUCGACGAGGAAAUAUUACUCUCGAAGAACAGCUCUUGAUUCUCGAACUCCACUCUCGUUGGGGCAACCGAUGGUCAAAAAUUGCUCAACACUUGCCAGGAAGAACAGACAACGAGAUCAAGAACUAUUGGAGGACGAGAGUUCAAAAACAUGCCAAACAGCUCAAAUGUGACGUGAAUAGCAAGCAAUUUAAGGACACCAUGCGCUACCUUUGGAUGCCUCGAUUAGUCGAAAGAAUUCAAGCUGCCGCUAGUGGUACUUCCAGCACUGCUAUCGCCACAAGCGGAGACUCCACCUUUGGUAUGGCAACCGAAGCCAGUUGCUAUGAUAUCGACACUAUCAAUAACAUUAGUAGUGUUCCAAGUCACUUUCCAAGCCAAGUGACGAUGAUGCAACAGCCUAAUAACAUGAUGUGUGACAAUUUGGAAAGUAUUGUGAUCCAGUCCACAACAAAUAAUUCAAGUAGCCUCACACCGGAGAAUUCUAGCACCACUGCCUCUUCGGAAUCAUACGGAAGAUCACAAGUAUCUACGGUCUCUGACAUAACUGAUUGCUACAAUUGUCCUUCUCUUAAUCUUAACCCUAAUCAGGAUUAUUUUUUUCCGGAUCAGCUUGGUUUCGCGGAUACCCUAAUUAGCCCUAUGGGUUAUUAUAACCAAAGUUUUGGGUAUCAAAGUAUGGAGCAAAAGACCCGUAAUCCAUGGAUGGACAGUGGGGAACUAUCGGAUAACUUGUGGAGUGUCGAGGAUAUCUGGUUGCUAAACCAGAAAUUAAACAACAACAUUUGAAUUAAAGAUGAAUUUAUAUAACCCUAAUAUUUGUAAAGGGUAUCGUCAAAUAUGUGUAGCUAGUAUACUGAGAUAUAUUUAGAAGUGAAAAAUCUAAAUUCUAGUUGUGGGGUUUUCUUAGGGUUUGAUUGGGGACCUGAUGUUGAUAACUUGAGCAGGUUUAAACUGUGUUUUGAAUAAUUUUAUAUUAUAGUCUAUGAAAUAUUCAAAAUAAA